Molecule: messenger RNA, 1053 nt
Organism: Kazachstania africana CBS 2517
Lineage: Eukaryota; Fungi; Ascomycota; Saccharomycetes; Saccharomycetales; Saccharomycetaceae
Gene: RFC2
Product: replication factor C subunit 2
Exons: 1
Coding region: 1-1053 (350 amino acids)
Biological process (GO): DNA-templated DNA replication; DNA repair
Cellular component (GO): DNA replication factor C complex; nucleus
Molecular function (GO): ATP hydrolysis activity; ATP binding; DNA binding
Source: RefSeq, a predicted model, not a curated record
AUGUUUGAGAGAUUUGGAAAUGCUAAGAAGCGCAGAAUUGAUACAGAGGGGGAGAAUGAGCAAUCAAAACCGUGGGUUGAAAAGUAUAGACCUAAGAAAUUAGAAGAAGUGACUGCGCAAGACCAUGCUGUCACUGUUCUUAAAAAGACUUUAGAAUCUGCGAACCUACCACAUAUGCUGUUUUACGGCCCACCAGGUACGGGUAAAACAUCCACAAUCUUAGCGUUGACGAAAGAAUUGUUUGGGCCUGAAUUAGCAAAGACUAGAGUCCUCGAGCUAAAUGCUUCUGAUGAGCGUGGUAUUUCAAUCGUUAGGGAAAAAGUGAAAAAUUUCGCCAGAUUAACUGUUUCAAAAUCAUCCAAAGAAGAUCUGGAGAAAUAUCCAUGUCCUCCUUAUAAAAUUAUCAUCUUGGAUGAAGCAGAUUCUAUGACGGCAGAUGCUCAAAGUGCUUUGCGUAGAACUAUGGAAACGUAUUCUGGUGUUACCAGAUUCUGUUUGAUUUGUAACUACAUUACAAGAAUUAUUGAUCCAUUAGCUUCGAGAUGUUCAAAAUUUAGAUUCAAGUCAUUGGAGGCCACGAAUGCGUUAGAUCGUUUAAAAUAUAUUUCCGAAAAAGAGUCUGUACAAUAUGAAGAAGGAACACUUGAGAAGAUUCUCGAGAUUUCUCAAGGCGAUUUGAGAAGGGCAAUUACCUUAUUACAAUCUGCAUCUAAGCGUAUAAGUUACCUUAAAGUGGAAAAAAUACGUAUAUUACAAGUAGAAGAACUGGCUGGGGUUGUCCCUACCAAGAUAUUGCAUGAAAUAGCGGAAAAAGUGGCCACAAAAGAUAUAAAAAUCAUUGCAGAUUACGUGGAUACCUUUAUAAUAAGUGGGUGGUCGGGUGUAUCUGUGUUAAAUCAAUUGCAUGACUACUAUAUUACAAAUGACGACUAUGAUACAGAUUUCAAAAAUAAAGUUUCAUGGAUCCUAUUUGACACUGAUGCUAAGUUGACAAAUGGUACGAAUGAGCAUAUUCAGUUGCUAAACUUAUUGGUCAAGAUUUCUCAAGUUUAG